This is a messenger RNA of Cervus elaphus (red deer), 10276 nucleotides long. RefSeq names its product coiled-coil domain containing 187 (gene CCDC187). Bases 111 to 6878 code for a protein of 2255 amino acids. The transcript has 26 exons. Gene Ontology annotation, cellular component: centrosome. Gene Ontology annotation, molecular function: microtubule binding. Gene Ontology annotation, biological process: microtubule anchoring. The record is from RefSeq and is a predicted model, not a curated record. NCBI's taxonomy places the organism in Eukaryota, Metazoa, Chordata, Mammalia, Artiodactyla, Cervidae.
CCUGGCAUCCUGAGUCAGAAGGGAUGAGGCCCGUCCACCUCCAGGGCCGCUGCUCCCAGAGCCCCGCGUAGGGGGUGGGGGCUCUAGGGAGGAGGGAGACAGCGGGCUGGAUGGGCCCCGCGACCGCGGAGGCGGGACUCGGGCAGUUCCGGGCAGUGGGGAGGCUGUCCUGCAGGCCUGCCUGCCUCUGCCCAGGCGGGGCGCUGGCCCAGGUGAGGCCCCUGGCGCCUGGCCCGGGUCCCCAGGCUCUGCGCCUGGAGGAGGAGUCCCAGUAUCAGGCAGACGCCAGGGUUUCUCUGGCAACAUCAGGGCGGCUUCCCUCCCAGCCUGGCGCCCGGCCUCCCGCAGGCCCAGAGGCCUGGGUGCCCUGGCCCCCGCGCUCCGCUUGCCGCCCGCUUCUGGGCCACGGCCCUCCCAGCCUUCCAGCGGGUUGUGUCUGCCUCUCUCCCCCAAGGGAAGGCAGGCUCUGUCCACUGGCAGCCGAAGAUGAUGCCAUGGAGGCCGUGAGGUGGCCCGAGCCCCCCCGGCAGGCAGGCGCCCUGAGGGGAUCUCCCCCCACAGCCUGGUCUGACUACACUGAGGAGCCCGGCCGCCGGAGGCAGGCCUGCAGCGUCCCCAUGUGGUUGGCCGACGAGGAGGCCAAGGAUGGGGACAGCUCCGUGUCAUCGGGCCGCCUCUCCGGCUCGUCGGGGGGCCACGAGUCGUGCACCCCACCCCACAGGACUUGGACCGAGAGGGCCCCCCAGGUGCCGAGGCCCCCGCGGCAGCCGAGAGAGAGCAACCCCCGACUGGAGCAGCUGCGGGACAAGAUCCGGGCCCAGGCCCAGCGGCAGGCGAGCUGUGCCUCGCUGGGCACCUCGACACCCUCCAGCGCCUCACACCUCUACAAAGCCCCCACGCCAGCGCCCCAGAGGAAGGCCCGAAAGCCGCCAAACCCCCCUCCAGCCCCGGCCUACCCAGGCAUCCUGAGUGGGACUGAAAGUGGAGUCGAAGAGAAGGCGACCCCCGGCCAGGGGCGUGAGACCUCCCGGGUCUCCCAGCACCAGGCCUCAGUUACACAGGAAAAAACCAAAAGGAUGAAAAGUAGUUCUUGCAAAACAGAGAAGGCCCCCAAGCUGCCUGCCCCUAGGAGAGCUGCCAAAGACACAGAUCACAGCAAGAAGGUUGGAGCCCCCAAGAGCUCCCCUGUCCACCCCGGGAUGCCAAGUCCAGCCUCCGUCCGCAGUGACCCGCAGAUGCCCGCAGUCAACGUGCCCACCCUGGCUUCCCGUGAUCCACCCGUGAACGUCCAGGCUGCUAUGGCGGUCCUUCGAGACCUCCGCCAGCAAAUCCAGGCUGGGCUGGAGCUGGCCCGGUCCCGCCACCUGAGCCGAGGGCUGGAGCUGCACAGCCUGGCAGGGAGGAGGCGGUCAAGCCCCUGGAAACCCCCAGACGUCCAGGGCUCCUUCUGGAAGAGCCCUGAGGCCCCGAUGGACGGGCUGCCCACUUCCAAGAGGGCUGGGAGCCUCCCUGCCGCACGGCGCUGGAGCCCUGUGGCCGAGUGGGAGUCCUAUCCACACAGGACCUGGGCAGCCCCAGGACGGGACACCUCCUUCCAGAGAUGCAUGAACCCCACCGAAGGGCUGAACUCCUUCCCCCAGCGGCCCUGGAGUGCCUCGGCCAGGCAGGCCUCCUGCCCACCGAAGACCUGGGCAUUCCAUGGACGAGACCCCGCCUUCCAGAGGCCUGGGAGCCCCCCCGAAAGGUGGGUCCCCAUCCUGCAGCGGUCCUGGAGCGCCUCAGCCGGGCAGGCCUGGGGUCCGCAGAGGGCCCGGACCGCUUCUGAAGACCUGGCGGCCUCCACCCCGAGGCCAUGGAGCCCCCUGGAAAGGCCGAGCCAACCCACCUGGCGGCCUUGGAGCGCCUCCUUCACGCAGGGGCCCAGCCCCCUGUAUCAGGGCAGGGGUCCCCUGCGGACCCCCUUGGGGGCCAAGCUCGCCUGGCCGAGGCCCAGCCAGGGUGCCCUUCGGAAUGCGCCUGAGAAGGAGAAUGAGGUGCGGACACCUCGGCCCUGCCCGAAGCCCCGGGGGGCCCUGGGCCCCCUCCACAGCUCUGAGUCCCUGCGUGAGUUCAUGCGCCAGAAGACUGUGGCCUGGCGGCGGCAGGCCCUAGAAGAGAAGGCCUCGGCCAUGCGCUCGCUGGAGCUUAGAAACCAGAGGCUGCAGGACGCCCACAGGAAGCAGAGGGAGGCUGUGCUGGGCAGAGCCGUCCCUGUGGUCUCCCAGACGACCCCCGGCAUCGUGACCUUCGUCCCGCACGCGGCACAGUCCAGGGAUCUGGAAGCUGCCGCCGGGCCGGGGGUGCCAGUGCUGCAGUGGAGCAAGGUGACUUCCGGCAUGGUGCUGGGGGACCAGGAGGCCCCGGGCAGCUUCUGCCUGUGUUUGAACAGAGCCUUGAACCCCACCAAGACUCUGGAGGUGGGAGGCCCCCAAGGUGGCUGGGAGGGCGCGGCCCUGCUGAUGCCAGCCAGCUCCUCCCUGGGGCCCCUGAAGUUCCAGGACCUGAGCACACACUGCCGGAGCCCGGGGCUCUGCAUCUACCUGGACCCUGAGGAGUCGGAGCGCCUGGGCAUGCCGGGCCCCCUGCACUUCCGGUACAAGCAGGCCCGGCUGCAGGCCCUGGAGACCAUGGCCAACAUCCUGAAGCAGCGCAUCGACGUCCUGACGGACAAGCUGCGCCGCUCCGAGGUGAUGGACGCGCUGGUGGGGCCUGGCCCGGGGCUGCUGCCCUCCGACGCCAGCACGCCGGCCCGCCCCGGAGCCCUCGUGUCCAACGUGGGCCCAGGGGCACCCUGGGACUGGGCAGGGCUGCGGGCCAGGCCGCUUCUCUCCACCACUGGCUUCCGGGACAUGGAGACGGUGCGCUGGAGCCCUGGCUGGGAGCGGCCACAGAGCGCGAGCCCCAGGGCCCGCCACGCCAGCGAGCCCAUAGGUUUCACGGACAAUGGACGCUCCGAGCUGGACGGGAGGCUGGCAAGAAACGUGGCUUCUUUCCAGGCCCUCAGUCCCUUCGCAGGGAGCUCACUCGGGGUGCCGGCCACGCCGGACCCCCACAGCGGCUCCCCGCGGCUAGAAGAGACGUGCUCGGCCAGAGGGGCAGGCUUGGUCGCGCCCUGGACCCUCCAGAGCUGUGGUCCGCUGUCCGACGUCCGGCAGAAGUCGCUGCGCUUCCUGGAGUCCCUGAAGCCGGACCGGCGGGAGCAGGGACAGGCGCUGGCCCUCCUUCGGCGGCAGGCGGAGCUGGAGGUCUGGGAGACGCAGAAGGCCCUGGGGGAGCUGCUGUCCAGACCCAGGCUGGAGCGGCUGCGGGAGGAGCACUCGACCCAGGCCAGGCCAGGGGCGGCCUUGGAGCUGGAGCGGCCGCAGGUGCAUGUGAUUCCGGAGCCGAGGACCUCUCAGAGCGCCGCAGCAGCCAGGCCCAGCUCAUACCCACUCCCGGGCCGAGACACGGCUGCACCCUCCCCGAGUCCCCAGGAUGGAAAGAAGAGUUGGGCGGACACGUCAGCUCACGCGGAGCCCGUGCAGGAAGGGAGACCAGACCAGCGCCCCUCCCAGCUGCCCCCAGCCAGGCUCUACCCCUGGGAGGAACCCAGGUUCCAGGGGAGCCGGACGAGGCCCCGGAGCGCGGCGCCGGUACCCUUCAGCCGCUUCACGAUCCAGAUGCUGGAGCAGAGCUUGCGGGAAGAGGACCUGCGCGCGCGCCACCAGGCCGCGCUGCUGCGCCUGCGCGAGAAAGCGCUGGAGGAGAAGACGCGCGCCGAGCUGGCCUGGCUGGAGCAUCAGCGAGGGUAUCUGAACAGCAUCGGCAGCUACACAGCGCUGGUGGCCUUGGCGGAGAAGCAGCAGCAGGCCCUCAGCCACCUUGAGCGGGAGCUGAGGGGCAUCCGGCACCUGCGGACCCUUCACCUGUCCUCCCACCGAGAGAGGAAGCUGCUCCUGCAGCAGCAGAAGGACAUCGUCUCCGUGCAGAGGUCCGCGGCCCUCCUGCAGCAAGAGCUUCAGGACCGGACCCGGCUGCCUCAGAGUUCCAGCCCUGAAGUCAAGGCCAGGCGGGAGGAGGGCCCCGGGACAAGCCCCCAGCAGCCGGAGGGGCCGGCCCAGGGCUCCUCACACGCCCGGCACACGCCUGGCAGCCCCUUCAGCCAGCACCCGCAGAGGAGCGAGAGCCUGCCAGUCCCGCACCGACUCGACGAGCCGCAGGAUGGGACACCCCCUCUGGCAGCUUCAGCUGCAGACGGUCACCCGCAGCCUCCGAGGCUGGCGUGGGACGAGGACGCACCCGCAGUGGCUGGCCGACCUGAUGCUGGAGGCCAACCCCCGGAGAGCCAUAGCCACACGGGCCAAGGGUCACCCUGGGGAACGUCUCAGAACCCCAGGGUGUCCUGGAACACCGUCUGGGAAGCACAGGGAGGAAUGCUGAGGGGCCUGUGCAAACAGACCCGCUGGGCAAGCGAAGGAGAGGAAGAGCCAAGGGGGCAGCCUGAUGUCCCUCUGCCAGGCCUUCCGCGGGCGACCUCCCUGGACACAGGAUGGCCACCAGGCCCAGCGUCUCCUGCGGGCAACGUGGAGGGCAGCCUUCCUGCUGCUCAGAUCUGGUUCCUGCCGGUGAAGGAGCCACCCCCGGGAGACCCCCAGACCAGCCCCAGCCCCCGGCCGGCGGAGGAAAAGACCCGGGCUCUGACAGGAAGCCCAGCAUCACACUUCCAAGGCCAGAGUCCCUCUCUGAGCGCAGGGCGUCCCCACGGCCCCCAGGAAGCCCGUCAGAUGGCUGAAGGUGGCAGGAGUCCCGCAGGGUCGGAACCAGGGCCGGACUUUGCCGGCAGCCCCGUGGAGGGGCCUGCCCCUGUGGAGGCUGCUUGGAGCUGCUCAGGGGAGCAGAGGGUAGAGACCUGUCAGCAGGAGAACCCCCACACCCCUUUCUCCUGCCUGGAAGCUGCCCUGCCAACCUUGUCUCCUGGUGACACCCCCAGCCCCUCAAGGGCCCCGCUCUCGCGUGAGGACCAGUCCCCAGUAACUGAGGUGGCGGCACCCCCAGCCCCGCACGAGGGUGGCCCCCCGGCCCAGCUCACGGCCCCUUGGGACCUGGGCUCCGAGUCCACCCCCAGCGCCUGCUCAGAGGCGUCUUCUCCACGGUCCACUGCCGCCUCCUCGGCGAGCCUCCCGUCCUGCCCUUCCCUCCAGGAGUUUCAGAAAGCAUCCGCCAUCCUGGUCCAGCUUUCUGAGAGCCCCACCUCCCUCUCGGAUGGGGAAGCUGGGGACACUCCGAACACAGACCUCAGCUGGGCUGGGGGGCUCCCUGCUCUGGACUCCUGGGGGUUCCACCGGGGCGGAGAGCCGGAGACCUGGGAGGGGCUGGAGGGCACUGAGGCCCUUUCCGGGCACGGCUCUGGCACUGGGGCAGGCGGCCUGGCUCCGGCAGGGGGUCUCCCUUUUGCCCAGUCUCUGUGGUCGCAGUCCGAGUUGUCCACCGAGGUCUGGGGCCGGGAGAGCCCACGGGACCCUGGCGCCGGUGCCGGGCCAGCCCCAGGGCGCUGCUCGCCUGUAGGACGCACAUCCCACUUGGAACGGGCUGGGGUGCCCCUUGUCCUGCCUCCCUUCCUGGGCCCAGGGAAGGGGCGGGAAGAGUCUGGAACCGGUGGGAGCCCGACCAGUGGAUCAGAUACAGGAAAAGCUCAGCGGCGGUCCCGGGAGGCUGCAGGAGCAAGGCUCCCAUCCCAAACCUCUUCCUCGGGUGAUUUACACUUGACCCUUUCCUUCCCCUCCGGGACCUCGGCCUCUGAGUUUGGCAAAAGGGGAGAGGCGGCGCUUCCGCGGGCCUCGGGUGGCUGCCCAGAGGGGCCCUGGGGCACUCACCCAAGCCCUUCCACUGAUGGGAAACCUCUACAGACCUCCUCUGAGCCUGAGGUCCUCUUGAUGCCAGGGGCUCCUCCUGGGGACCCCAGUGGGCAGGUAGCCCAGACAGCUGAGAGCUGGGCCCCUGGGUGUGGGGGAAGCAGAACUCCCCCUGUCCUGGAGGAAGCCUGCAUUCCUCUGGCCGGCGACGUCUUGCCUGAGAUCCUGUCCCCGGUGGACGAGGCGCUGUCUCACAGCAGCUUCCACCUCCCGCCCUCCACCCAGAGGGACGCUUGCCUCCCUCCUCUGCCUCCCAUCCUCCCAGCGGACGGAGAGGCCAACCCUGCCAGCCUCCACUCAGAAGACUUCCCUACCCCACCUGAAGAUGCUGUGUGUCCUGAGGGCUCGCUGGACACCCCAGAGGAAGCUGCCUCCCUCAUUAUGGCAGAGUGGUCCUCCUUGUCUGGGGAGGGUCUGUCUGAGUCACCAUCCCCGGGGCCCCAGGAGGAGGCCGGGCUCUGCCUUGGGGUAGCAGGACAGGGCAGAAGCUUUGGGGGAGAACUGGGUGGAUCAGGUUCUGUUGGGAGGGACCAGGCCAUGGACAGCCGGUUGUCUGAACCGGUCAGCUUGGGGUCUCCCUGCUGUGGGGGAGCAGGGGAUGCCCCGGCGUGGCUCCCAGUGCUGUCAGCGCAGCCCCUGACCCUGUCCGGAGUGGCCUGUGUGUCUGUGGGGAGUCUGGCAGCUGGGGACCCAGGACUGCCUGGCUCCGGGCAGGGGGACCCUGCUCCGGCUCUGGGUGCCGGACCGCACGCUGCCCUCCCAGGCGUGGAGACAGCCGAGAUGGUGGACCUGCUGUCUGCCCAGCUCAGCAGCAGGAUCCUGAGGGACACCCUGGCCGUGCUCUCGGAGGCAGCCCCAGCAGGCAGCCCGGCGGCAGAGGGGCCCAGCCAGGGCAUGCGGGCUCACACGGCGGCCACUGGGCGGUCGUGGGGAAGGCUGGACUUCUGAGAAGACGGGGUGGUGGCGGGGGGCUGCGGGGACACAGACGUUGUCUGUGAGAGCCCCCUGCCUGGCUGGCCAUCGAAUGAGGCCUCCUAGACUCAGCAAGGUCCCGGACACGUUGCGAUGUGACUGUGCGUUAGCAUGUGCGUGUGUGUGAGCGUGCUGGGGGCGUCAGGAAGCCUGGACUUGCCCUGGGUGGGGCCACCUGUGGGCGGCUGGCUGAUACUGGGCCAUCGAUUGGAUGUCAACUGCAAAUUGGCUCUGACCCAGAGGUUAAGGUCAAAGGGUGUGUGGGACGCAUGCAGAUCUGGCCGGCCAAGAAAAGGUGAGGAGGUCACCUACUGGAAGGACACGGUCCCAAGGAGAGGGGCCGGGAUGGGUUGCCGUGGGCCUCAGGAGGGGCCGAGAGGAUGAGAGCGCAGCUUUGGGGGAUCGGGGAGGCCAGAUGCUGAGGCUGGGGCUUACGUCUGCACUGACACGCCCUCUCGGAUUUGCCUCGUUGGGAAACCAUCCGUGGGGGUGUUUGCCUGCCUCUGAUUGCUGAAGGAUAAACCUGGUGCCUCCACGGCGUCCAGCUGGUGACUCUGGGCUGGGAGGUCUGUGUGCGUCCCCUUGUGCAGAUUAGAGGAGGCUGCAGCUCAGGGAGAAGUUCAUUUCGCCGGCGGCCAGGUCACCCUCCGCCCGGCCUCUGGGCUGGAGUAGACCCCUGCCUCCCCGAGGGUGCUCAGGACGCCUCCCGGAAGAAAUGAGAGCCCCUUGCCAGGCUGGCCGUCGAACGGGCCCUCCUAGACGCAGCAAGGCCCCGGUGGGUUCCAGAGGCGGUGGCAUGUGGGCUCCUGCACAAGGCGCUCCUGCAGGGACGGCCUCGCAGGUGCCCCCUUGCGAGAGCGCCUGUCCCCCUCAGCACCAGACUCAGGCGGGCGUCCAGGAAGUUGAUGCCCAGUCAAGCACCAGGAGGGUUUCCCGUGGGAAGGAAGUGGGGAGAGGCUGAGACGGGAGGACGGGGCGAGACCGCCGGGCGUGGGCCGCAGUGACGUGGGUCUCAGUAGACUGGGCGGGGGAGCCCUCAGGCCACCUCGGGGUGAGACCAGGGCAGCUGACCUUCAGGGGCUGAAGGACAGGCCACUGCAGCACUGACCUCUCCCCGCAGCCACCCCACGAGCCGCUGAUGGGCUCUGAGGGGUCCCUGCAGCCCCCUUGUCCCCCAGAGCCGUGCGGAAGCGCCGUCGCCAGGGCACAGGCCGGUUCAGCCGGCCCCCCGCGUCCUGUCGCCGGUUCCCACCUUGUCUGCAGCCACCCCGCCCUCCCCAGGAGGAGCAGAAGGCUGCAUCGUGUGUGUGUGUUGGUUCUAAUGCGAGAGCACCUCUGAGCUGGUGCUCCAGCGAAUUCACUGGAAACCAACACUGUCUUCUCAACGCCCCUGCUCUGUCCCUGUCCUCGUGGGGCUGGCUCAUUUCAAUGUUGUCAGUCUUUCUCUCCUGAAUUGUCAUCUGCGCACUUGGAGGAGAAGUAGCUUUUCAGUGAGCCCAACAAUCAGCUCUUUCAUAAAAGGAAGCGGGGACUUCCCUGGUGAUCCAGUGGUUAGGGCUCUGCGCUUCCACUACCGGGGCGGCGGGGGUGGCGUGGGUUCAAUCCCUGGUCGGGGGACUAAGAUCCCACAUGUCACACAGCAUGGCCGAAAAUUAAAUAAAUAAAAGGAAGCAGCUUUCAGAUCGGCUUCUAAACUUCUGAUGUGGUUAGGAUUUCUUGAGAUAAGGCUCACUUACGCUGCGCUUGAUCUCUCAGAAGUUACUCUCUGUGUCCUACGGCAGUCUCUCCCUGCCUGUCGUCUAAACCAUCCAUCAGUUAUCCAUAUGGGCUUCCCAGGUGGUAAAGAACCUGCCUGCCACUGCAGGAGAUGCGGGAGACCCGGGUUCAAUCCCUGGAAGAUCCCCUGGAGGAGGACAUAGCAACCCACUCCAGCAUUCCUGCCUGAGAAAUCCCAAGGUCAGAGGAGCCUGUCAAGCUACAGUCCAUGGGGUCACAAAGAGUCAGACGUGACUACACACACAUCACUUAUCUACCUAUCAUCUAUUUAUUCUCUAUCCAUCAUCUAUCAUUUGUAUCAUCUAUCAGUUUUCUACCUGCAUCAACUAUAGCAUCUGUCCAUCCAUUCCCAGUUCUCAAAUUGGAAAACACCUGCUUGACAGGGAGUCCAGAGUCAAGCAGUCGGUGGCGUGUUGGCCUAAGGGACAUCGAUGUCCUGGUGCUGGUCCAGGAUAUGACCCCCGUGAGGUCCUGGGAAGUCAGCUGUCAAGUCAGAAUGACAAGAACUCCUCUCCUGCAGCCCUCACUCCACUUUAGGAGAGGAACUCAUUCACUUAGCAUUUAUAGGACCCGGGGGAAGAGACCCAGACUUUCCAGUACUUGUCAUUUAGAGUGGGCGGCGUCUCCGAAGCUGGCCUGGCAAAGCCUCCAGAUGCUGCCUCUCAGACCCCAUAGAACCCUGCAGGCCAAAGCAGGAACCGCCACUGUCGUCUCCAGGCUCCAGCCUCUGGGGCAGCCACUCCGAGGGACCAGCUCACCGGCCCAGCCUGCAUUAUACCCCAGCUCACGCAGGACGGGAUCACUGUCCUGGGGAGCAGCAGUCACAACAACCCAUGUCGACUUGACGCCCGAUCUUCUCAAGCCCGCCUGAGAGCCCAGAAGAGGUUUGGGCCCACUGGGGGAAAAUGUGUGUGCAUUCUCCACCUACACAAUUUCAGGACAAAUUUUGAGCUACAGCUUUCUUAUUGAUUUCCCCCUAGUUUUCUGAACAAAUUAGUCUGUGAUUUUUUAUUUUUUUUUUUUUCUAUUUAUCGCUGACCCUUUUGGAUUUACGAGGCCGUGUGAGAGGAAUUAUGUAUUUUACACACAUCACGUUCGGUCAUAAAUCUCCCACAUCGAAACCCGGCAGAUUUGCCUCAGAUUCGAUAGUCUUGUGUCAGGCCGCUGCGGGCGGGGCUGAUAGCUGGGCAUCAGGCAUGGCCAUGCCCGCAGCUGGACUUGGGGCCUCCUGGGUGCCCAGCAGGCACGUGUGUCCCUGGAGUCACUUUGUGGCCCCGUGGCCCCUCGCCCUUGAAGGGAGUCUGGUCAAGGAGGACUUGUAUGAAGACCCUGGCCUUUGCCUUCCCAUGAGAGCUGGAUCCAGGGAGCUUGGGUUUAUCCAGUGACUGGCCAGAGGAGGAAGACUGUCCACCGAAGCUAUCAGACGUGCUUAAUCUCCGCCGACGUUACGUGUGUGGAGCUGAGGGCUGUGGCAUUCAGACAUAUUGACCCAAAGCGAGACUUCAAUUUCAAGAUUGCUCCCUCCAAGGUCUCACCGUGCUCGCCUUGGCUCCAAUCCCUGUAACCUCUUGGGCCAAUAAAUCUUGAUACCAGCCUCC